GUUCUGUCCAUUUGCCACUUGUCACUGAAAAAUAUCAUUUUAUCUGUUUCCUAUUAUAUUUAUAACUCUUUUCUCUCUUCUCUGAGUUAUUUGCCUGAUUUCAAUCCAAAUUAAGGAGACACUAAAAAAGUGUGAUACAUGGCUGCAACAAAUGCUUCAAUCUUUGCUUCUUCAACACAACCUUGCUUCUCUGUCACAACCUCUCCUCGUACUCAUCAUAGCAUAACAAACACGUUUGGGAGUAAUUUUCUGAGUGUUUCAUUACCAAGAUGUUACCUUAUGAAAGAAAGAAAUGUGAAAGUUAGGCGUGUAAUCAAUGCUGCUGCUGCUGUUGCAACAAAUCCCACUGAUGAGGAAAUUCAAGAGUACAAACUUCCUUCAUGGGCUAUGUUUGAACUUGGUAGGGCUUCUGUUUUCUGGAAAACCACAAAUGGUCUCCCUCCUACUUCAGGUGAAAAGCUUAAACUUUUCUAUAAUCCAGCUGCAUCUCAACUUGUACCUAAUGAAGAAUUUGGAGUUGCUUUUAAUGGAGGUUUUAAUCAACCAAUUAUGUGUGGUGGUGAGCCAAGAGCUAUGCUGAGAAAAGAUAGAGGCAAAGCUGAUUCCCCAAUAUAUUCCAUUCAAAUAUGUGUUCCUAAACAUGCUUUAAACUUGAUCUUCUCAUUCACAAAUGGAGAAGAUUGGGAUGGGCCAUAUAGACUGCAGUUUCAAGUUCCUAAGGCUUUACAGAACAAGCCAAUUGAAUUCUUUAAUGAGGGCUUGGCAGGGGAACUAAGUAAAGAAGGAGCAUGUGAGCAAGCAAUAUUUCCAGAUUCAACCACAGUUAUAGCUAGAUGUGCUAUGGUUGGUAAUUUGUCAAAAGAAGGGGGUGAUCGGUGCGAUCUAAAUCUUGUCCCGGGGUGCAUAGAUCCUAACUCUCCCUUCUAUGAUCCACUAGCCAAUGUUGAUGAUGGAUCAUGUCCAAUUGAUGUGGAUUCUGAGUCUGAGGAUUAACAUUACACUUUUACAUGAAUAUAUUCAUUCAAGCAAGCAUGUUGUUGUAACUUGUUAGUACAUAAAUAAGAUGUAUAAUAUAAAAUGUAAAUUUCACACUUAGCCAUCAUACAUCUACUGAUAUACAAAACAUUUACACGUUUCUAAAAA
This is a messenger RNA of Cicer arietinum (chickpea), 1143 nucleotides long. RefSeq names its product protein POST-ILLUMINATION CHLOROPHYLL FLUORESCENCE INCREASE, chloroplastic. The record is from RefSeq and is a predicted model, not a curated record. Lineage: Eukaryota; Viridiplantae; Streptophyta; Magnoliopsida; Fabales; Fabaceae. Gene Ontology annotation, cellular component: thylakoid; chloroplast stroma. Gene Ontology annotation, biological process: chlororespiration.